AUGGCCAGUGACGCUACUGUGGAACGCGUGGACGAGGCGUUGACUGCCCAGGUUCGGGUGUGUCUUCAGCGGCUUGAAGCUAUCAUCAACGACUCAGAACAGGCAAGUGACCAUCAGUUUGUGCAUGGGUCAUAUAGCGAUCCGGCGGGAACCGGAGACUGUCCCGCACCUGGUGGCGAGGCGGGCGAACACCCGCGGGUUGACAGUCUAGCGACUAUUUCGAGCGUGCUAGCCUCGCUGCGGGACUUGCGCAGCCAGCUUGCCGCUGUCCUCCGCGCAGGUGCAUCCCUGGAAACAGCUGCUGCUCUUGAUGGUGAACACGGCUCAGUGCGUCAGCAGCUUGCUUUGCGUGCGGAGCUAGAGGCGUCCCAGUCGCUGGUUUGGGCACUGCAGCGCGAGCUCAAGGCACGCACAGAGGUAGCAGAACGCUGGCGACUUCGUGCUAUCGAAAGUGAGAAAGCGCGGGCUACUCUUGAAGUUCGAUACCAGGCACUGAAAAGGACAUGGGAAGCUGCUCAGGGGCAGGCUCAGCCUGAGGGUUGCCUCUUUCCGCAACAGGCUACAGCGUCGCACGACUCGCACGGAUCGAGGCGCUUGCCGGCUGAUUCGAAGGAUUCCGGCACUGCAACUGCAUAUAGAACGAUGCAUGAUGCUGCAGAUACUUCGAGUGAGCGGCACGAUGGCACCCAAGUCUCGAGUUUGGGUGCUGAUGCGGUAACGUCAACAGAACACGCGACGGUGGAGCGCGCGCUAGCGGCUGCGCAGUCCCUGGACCGGCCUGCACUUUUGCUGCAGUUACGUACUCUAUACCGGGAAAGAGAAGCGUUGGCUGCUGCACUGGCCCAGGCAGAGGACAGACUCGGGCGAGGUGCCUUCGAUCCGGAGCGCUAUCGGCUGUGGCAUCCGCGUAAGGCACCGCCCCAGCUCGGCACGGUGUCGGCACGUGAAGGCACCACGACAAUGCCGAAUACCACGACGACGAGCACGAACAAAAUGAAAGCAACAACAACAACAACAACAACAGCAGAUAGAUCCUCAAAAACGGAGUCGCCCGCUCCAAGCGUGGACUCAGGUGCCGGGGAUGACGAAGCGACUGGUCACCAUAUGGAUCCCUGGAAGCUCGUUCAGCGGACGCGUGAAGCUGCGCGAGCGAAAAUCCAACAAGUUGUCGAAUCUAUUUACUAUCUCUUCGGUUGGCGAUUACGUAUCGCUGGCUCUGUUUACACACUGGAAAGCCUCUAUGCAGAAAAUGCGGAUGACAAGAUCCAGUUUCAUCGCAAUGAACGAGGUGCUUUCGAGCUGAUGGCCACGGAUUUUGUCCAGCGUGCUCUUCGAGCUGAAGUGGAGACGCUCCUAUGCCAAAUGGAUUCCAUCCCAGCUUUUUUGGCGACGGUUCAGCUGCAGUUAUUUGAACAGAGCACCGCGGUCACUGGAAUUGCGUCUGGGUAG
This is a messenger RNA of Cyanidioschyzon merolae strain 10D, 1449 nucleotides long. Its product is annotated as similar to spindle checkpoint protein Xmad1. Gene Ontology annotation, cellular component: kinetochore; mitotic spindle; nuclear envelope. The transcript has a single exon. The coding region runs from base 1 to 1449 and encodes 482 amino acids. The record is from RefSeq and is a predicted model, not a curated record. Gene Ontology annotation, biological process: attachment of mitotic spindle microtubules to kinetochore; mitotic spindle assembly checkpoint signaling. NCBI's taxonomy places the organism in Eukaryota, Rhodophyta, Bangiophyceae, Cyanidiales, Cyanidiaceae.